Dryobates pubescens (Downy woodpecker) is the source of this 6443-nucleotide messenger RNA. RefSeq names its product ER degradation enhancing alpha-mannosidase like protein 3 (gene EDEM3). The transcript is spliced from 21 exons. Gene Ontology annotation, cellular component: endoplasmic reticulum; membrane. Gene Ontology annotation, molecular function: mannosyl-oligosaccharide 1,2-alpha-mannosidase activity; calcium ion binding. The coding region runs from base 195 to 3044 and encodes 949 amino acids. The record is from RefSeq and is a predicted model, not a curated record. Gene Ontology annotation, biological process: endoplasmic reticulum mannose trimming; carbohydrate metabolic process; mannose trimming involved in glycoprotein ERAD pathway. Lineage: Eukaryota; Metazoa; Chordata; Aves; Piciformes; Picidae.
UACCCGGAAGCGGCGCGGCGCGGCCAGGCGGUUUCCUUGACUACGCCACAGGAAAGCCGAGGGGCCGGCCCCUGCUUCCGCCUGCGCGUCGGCGUUGGGAGAGCCGCGGCCGCCGUGCAGUGAGGGGCGGGCAGCGACAGAGAUGGGCCGGGGCCGGGCCUGGGCCUAGCGGCAGCGGGCAGGCGGCCGCGGCCAUGAGCGGAGCUGCGGGCUGCCAGGAGGGCGGCGGCGAGCCAGGGCCCCGCUGGAGGAGGCCGUGGAAGCUCCUGGCCCUUGGCCUGCUCUCCGCCUCCUCCGUGCUGGCGGCUGCCCCGGGCGCCGGGGCCAUGAGCAAGGAAGAGAAGCGCCAGUUGGGAAACCAAGUGCUUGAAAUGUUUGACCAUGCAUAUAGCAAUUAUAUGGAGCAUGCAUAUCCAGCUGAUGAACUCAUGCCUUUAACGUGUCGUGGACGAGUACGGGGUCAGGAACCGAGUCGAGGGGAUGUGGACGACGCCUUGGGAAAGUUCUCCCUGACCUUGAUUGACACCUUGGACACUCUUGUGGUGUUGAAUAAAACCAAAGAGUUUGAAGAGGCUGUAAGGAAAGUAAUAAAGGAUGUGAAUUUAGACAAUGACAUAGUUGUAUCUGUCUUUGAAACCAACAUAAGAGUCCUUGGAGGUCUCCUAGGUGGGCACUCAGUGGCAAUUAUGCUGAAAGAAAAAGGUGACUACAUGCAGUGGUACAACGGUGAACUUCUGCACAUGGCAAAGGAACUGGGCUACAAACUUUUACCUGCUUUUAACACCACUAGUGGUCUCCCUUAUCCAAGAGUUAACUUAAAAUUUGGGGUAAGACAUCCAGAAGCACGAACAGGAACAGAAACUGAUACCUGUACAGCUUGUGCAGGUACCUUGAUCCUUGAGUUUGCAGCUUUAAGCCGAUUCACAGGAACAUCUAUAUUUGAGGAAUAUGCUCGGAAAGCACUGGAUUUUAUCUGGGAGAAGCGGCAGCGCAGCAGCAACUUAGUGGGUGUCACCAUUAACAUUCACACUGGAGACUGGGUCCGCAAAGAUAGUGGAGUUGGAGCAGGGAUAGAUUCCUAUUAUGAAUAUUUAUUAAAAGCCUAUGUCUUGCUGGGAGAUGACAGCUUCCUGGAAAGAUUUAACACGCACUAUGAUGCCAUAAUGAGAUACAUCAGCCAACCACCUCUUCUUCUUGAUGUUCACAUUCAUAAACCCAUGCUAAAUGCUAGGACCUGGAUGGAUUCUUUGCUAGCUUUCUUCCCUGGAUUGCAGGUGCUGAAGGGUGAUAUUAGACCUGCUAUUGAAACUCAUGAGAUGCUCUAUCAGGUUAUAAAAAAGCAUAACUUUCUUCCAGAGGCAUUCACAACAGACUUCAGAGUUCACUGGGCUCAGCAUCCUUUAAGGCCUGAAUUUGCUGAAAGCACUUACUUCUUGUAUAAGGCUACUGGGGACCCUUAUUAUCUAGAAGUGGGAAAAACACUCAUUGAAAACUUGAACAAGUACGCAAGAGUGCCUUGUGGGUUUGCUGCAAUGAAGGAUGUUCGUACGGGAAGUCAUGAAGACAGAAUGGACUCUUUCUUUCUGGCUGAGAUGUUUAAAUACCUUUACCUGCUGUUUGCUGAUAAGGAAGACAUGAUUUUUGACAUUGAAGACUAUAUCUUCACUACAGAAGCUCAUCUGUUACCACUUUGGCUUUCCACUACAAACCAGACCAUCUCUAAAAAAAAUACAACUACAGAAUACACAGAGCUGGAUGACAGCAACUUUGACUGGACCUGUCCCAACACCCAGAUUCUUUUCCCAAAUGACCCAAUGUUUGCUCAAAGCAUUCGUGAACCUUUGAAAAAUGUGGUGGAUAAGAGCUGUCCCAGGGGUAUUUCCAGAGCAGAAGAUGGUUUGGGAAGUGGACCAAAGCCGCCAUUGAGAGCCAGAGAUUUCAUGGCCAGUAAUCCUGAACACUUGGAGAUACUGAAGAAGAUGGGAGUCAGUUUGAUUCAUCUGAAGGAUGGGAGAGUACAAUUAGUACAGCAUGCAGUGCAAGCAGCAAGUUCUCUUGAUGCUGAGGAUGGCUUGCGGUUCAUGCAGGAGAUGAUUGAACUCUCCAGUCAGCAGCAGAAAGAGCAGCAGCUACCUCCUCGUGCUGUUCAAAUUGUUUCCCAUCCCUUCUUUGGCAGGGUGGUCUUGACUGCUGGACCAGCACAAUUUGGGAUGGACUUAUCCAAACACAAAGCAGGGACAAGAGGAUUUGUUGCAACCAUUAAGCCAUAUAAUGGAUGCUCAGAGAUCACUAAUCCUGAGGCAGUGAAAGAGAAGAUUGCUCUGAUGCAGAGAGGCCAGUGUAUGUUUGCUGAAAAGGCACGAAAUGUCCAAAGAGCUGGAGCAAUAGGAGGCAUUGUUAUUGAUGACAACGAGGGAAGCAGCAGUGACACAGCUCCUCUCUUCCAAAUGGCUGGUGAUGGGAAGAACACAGAUGAUAUCACAAUUCCCAUGCUCUUCCUCUUCAACAAGGAAGGAAACAUCAUCCUGGAUGCAAUCCGGGAGUAUGAGGCUGUGGAGGUGCUCCUUUCUGAUAAAGCAAAAGACAGAGCAACAAUCUUUAAAGGUAAAAUGAUUCCAAACUACAUUAUUGAUAGCAACUUGGAAGUGGAGAAUAUGGACCAGAAAUUGUCUGAAAAUGAUUCACAUAAACAGCAUUCAGAAGAACCUACUUCAGCAUCUCAGGAUGUUGGCACAGUCAGCGAGGAGCCCGAAGAAGGAGAAAGCUCUGAUGUUACUGAUCCUGACUCUGUACCUCCUGCUGAUGCAGCCAGUGACAGUGUUUCCAUUUCAAAUCAGGAUUCCUCCGUCCCUGGAAGCCAGGAGGCUGGUGCUUCAGAGCCAGCAUGUCCACCAGGGGACAGCCAGCCUCAGGAACAACAGACUGAGACAGAGCCAAAUUCCAAAGUUAACUGGGAUAAUAAAGUCCAGCCUAUGGAAUCCAUAUUAGCAGACUGGAAUGAAGAUAUAGAAGCAUUUGAAAUGAUGGAAAAGGAUGAGCUAUGACUUGUAAUAAUAACUUAUUUGUUAGGAAACAAGUGGAGAACUCUUUGGGUGGAAGUGAGGCUCUGAGAUCUGACAGCUAGAAAACAUAUUCAGUAUUGUGGCAAGCAGUCAGGUGCCACCUGGAAAAUACCAUAGAAACUCAGCACCCACUCCUUGUCUCAUCUGAAUGUGUCCUCUUUGACAAUGGGAACGUGCAAUCGAAGCAUUUGCCUGGCUCCACAGCAUGGUGCUGUAGCCCAGGAGGCUCAUUCAGGGAACCAGCCCAGCUUCUGCCUUCCAGGCUUCAAGAGGUCACCCUCCCUUGGCCUCUGGAAAGCAGAAGUUGAGCGCAGUGGGGUUAAUGUACCACACAAUGGUUAUCCAUGAGAGCACUUCAGGGCAGCAGGUCAGCUGCUGUUCUGCUUGGAGCAGAGGUGUGGUUUCACUGGUCUCUGCUGAGUUGAAAGCCUCCACUGACAGCAGCAGGUGAAGUUACGGUUCCAGUUAUGGUGUCUUCAAGCCACAGCUAGAAGCAGUCUGAUUUUGGUCCUGCCAUAUCAUACUGAGAUUUUUGUGUUGCUCACCACUGCUUCCAUCUGUUACCAUGAAGAACCACCAUGAUGACAGGCGAGUUGUUUUCCUUCUGCUUCACUUCCAACUAGAGAAACUAUAAACCAAAGGCAGCGUGUGCUUUGUAAGCAGGGCCCAUGAGGGGAACUGAGACAGCCUUGGGGUCUUGGGACCCUGGGAUCAGAGAAACUGAGACAGCCUUGGGAAGCAACUAAAGGUUUGUGGUGUGGUGUUGAAGUUCUGCUUGAAGUUAAGGCAAUGUGGACAAGGCAGAUGUUAAGUUACAGCUAUUUCAUUUGGCCUUCCAGGUUGCAAAACUCAAAUGUACCCCAUGACAUGGAGUUUAAAGUGGCAAUACUCUCUGUCAGGACAGCAAGCACAGCUGAUCUUGUUCCAAAAAACAUCUUCCUUUUUCUACAAGUUUUACUUCUGACAGCUUGACUUUGCUGCCAUCCUUUUGAUAUUCAAGCUUCCACAUGUGUGAUACUGCAAGGCAAUGAGGCCAGUACCAGUAGUGAAGUGCAGUUGGGGCCAUAGUUUAGCGGUGUGAGCUGUGAGGAUGGCUGGUCUGUUACUGUGGGCUUUGGGAGCUUGUUACAGGUAAGUGUGAGUCCCAGUUUGUUAUCCCUAUGAUGAGAACCCCACGACUGAAAUAAAACUGGGGAUGGUUGAACUCCUGAGAGAUGUUUUGACUGUGUCCAAAGAAACUGCCAAAAUACUGAAGUCACUUGAUUUGUAUAGACUGCUUGUAGUGAAUUGUGGUUCAGAGAGUUGUUUUAUAUUAUAGAGUAAAUUAACACUGCCUAUAUGCUGCACCUGGUGAAAGAUGAAGGUUAAAAUGCAAAGGAGAGGGGGGGGAAAAAAGCCCCAGUCUGAACUGCACCUUUCAUGGAGCUGGUGAAAUGACGUGUGCUGAAUGUGCAGCUGUUAAUUGUCAGAGCCAUACUGUAUCCAUUUGUGUCCUCCUGUACAGUAUGGGCAGAGAAAUCCCAGGCAAACAUCUCCAUGUCUACUCAGCUGCUUUCCAGAGUCUCCAACGCACAGGCACCUUUUGGAGAGCAGGCAGAACAUCACCCAGGUACCUAGCGCUCAGCCACACUGCGAGGAGGCAGCAGGACAGUGACUAAGUGUCCUUGGAAACACAUCAGCUUUUACAUGCAGGCAUCAUUCCUUUGCACAAACAGCUGCCUGGAGCCUUGGGGUGAGUGAGCAGGACUUGCAGCAGCUGGGGGUUCAGUCUGGAAUCUAUUUGUGUGUCUAUCACAUUAGGUGAGGUUCUGCAUGUGUGUUCCAUCAGGGGAGUCUUCUAAGUGUCCUUGGAGCCCAAGUCAGCACCCAAGGGUGCUGCACUCACUCCCCUGGUAGCACCAGGCUCUAAGCCAUGUGGCCAACUGCAGUCAGCUGCAGCAUCACCACCAUUCGGGUGCAGAUCAAACUUUUUCCUUCUGAUAACUCCUUUGGUCUGUCAGUGCUUAGUGCCACAAAAGGAGCAUCCUCGUUCCCCAUGCUCUUCAUCUUCACACUUGCUAGCUUUGCUGGUGGAGAUGGGAUCAUUUCUGUAGCUAUAGGAGACCCUGGUCAUUGUUACAACUGUCAGUAAGCCAACUACAGAUUAUUUUCUUUUAUGUGCAGAAAAUCUAGGUGUAGGUUUAAAAUGUUAUCAAAAGAUAACUUUCUCUGCCAUCAGCAGUUUGGGUUUAUUUAGCUGCUUUUCCCACAUUGUGUUGCUAAAGCAGCAGGUAUUAGCAGUCUCCUUUGAGGGGAUUUUGAAUGAUCCCAGCAUUCCCUAUGAAUUGGAGGAAGAAUUUCGGUGGUGGCCUACCUCAGCUAAGUGUUGCCUCCUUCCUUUUGGGUUGGUUUUCUUUGUUUUAGUUUGUUCUACUUUUGACACCAUCAGGAGAGCCACAGCUUUGUUUAUAAAACUGAACUGGGUUAAGGUUGACCUUUGGGGACAGAGGACUGAAUUUUAUUCAGGUUAUUUUCACUUUGUACUUGAUGAGGAAGCAGGCUUUAGCUGAACCUUUUCAUAUCAUUCUGGAAAUAAUUCUGUUUCAGAAUUUGAACUGAAUCCCAAAAUUCAAUUCAGUGUCAUCCUAAAAAGUGAGAAGAAUGUAUUCAUCAAACCCCCACAACCUUUUGGAGAGGGGAGUAAGGGGUUUUUUCCCUCCCAGUUUGUAGAAGUCUGCUCCCUCUGUGUGGAACCUUGCUGGUACAUCAUUAAUCAGUAAUUGCCUCUACCUAUUGUACAUGUAUUUCUAUGAUAUUGGACACUGAAGAGUUCAGGAAUCACAGCUGGAACUAGCACUUACUCCAUGCCAUGUAAUUCAGAGCAGCCAAUUAUUUUAUCAUUUGAUUUUAGAGGAAUCUUCUUAAUUGUUUACAUUUAUUGUCUCUUAAUGAAGUUUCACAACGAGCCCAGCUUUGGUUCUCCUCCUCCUCCUCCUGCCAGCCUACCUGGAGGCACAGCAGUAGGCACAGCAGUAGGCACAGUAGGUACAGGGAGAGGUUAAAAUCAGGAUAACUUCUGCAAAAGGCAUCAGUCAGAACAUAGGAAACAAACCCAUUCUGUGAAUGAAAUAUUGUAUGUUGGGGUUUUAUAAGGUUAUUACUAUUUUGGUUUUUAGCCAGCCCAAUUUACAGCCCUCUAUUUUCUUACGAGAGAUGUCUAAUAACAGGAGCUGUAAGAGAACUGUUGGGUUUUACUGUCUGCGGGGGAAUCUAUACAAUAUUUCUAAGGGCGACUAUGUACUGUGAUGUAAAAGCCUGGGCUACAAUGUAUAUAAUCUGUGUACAUAAUUGUGUACUUGAUUAUAACUGCUGAUUGUAAAGAUUUAAUAAAAUGUAAAUACU